CGUAGGCUCAUUCACACAGUGCACAAGUAUAUUGAGCAAGCAUGGAUGAGCUGGGUGAGUAUUCUUUCCUCUGCUGCUGUUUUAAAUAUUAAAUAUAAAACAAAAUACAAUAGAUAAAACUAUGAGGGAAUACACAUUGAUAGGUUUGAGCACAAAUAAGAUGCAAAAGUUAUGAAGUUGCUCAGGAGGUUUACAUGAAAAAUGUUGUGGUGUGUGGUGAAUGAAGCUUGCCUUGCAUUACAUUGGGCACGCUGAUCAUAUCAUGUGUCUUAUCAUAUCUAUUUAAAUUGUAUUCUUGUUAAUAUGAUUGUCAAUGUAAAUUCACAGUGAAUCACAGAAGGUUCUCUCCGUUAAGAGACAGAUGGAUUCUUGAUGUUGUUGACGGAAGUCACUGAUAUAAUUCCGUUCCACUACCAACCACAUUUUGAGAAUUAUUAAUAGAAGUGUUUGUUUUUAGUUAUUUUUUAUGGAUUUGCGCUCCACCAGUGUAGUUAUGAUUUACUUAUGAAGAACUUAUGAUAAAAUGUAUUUUAAAAUUAACACAAGUACUUAGUAGUUAUAUGUAACGUUCACUUUCAUACUGUCAGUCAUAGAGGGUUGCAUCAGUGUCAGAAGUUUCACUUCUGGUGUGAGGAUCUUGUCUGUAACUAUAGCAUAUCUUCUACCACUUCCUCAGGAAGCAGCACUGUAUGCAGCAACCACAGCAGAUCAAUUGGUGCACCUUGCAAUAUGCAAGAGGUGACUGUAAUGAGGCACUGUAACUUACCUCAGUGGAAAUCUGUUAGAAAUGCCUUUUCUGAAUUAUAGUACCUACAGUACCAUAUCAUAUAAACUCAGCAAAAAAAGAAACUCUCACUGUCAACUGCGUUUAUUUUCAGCAAACUUAACAUGUGUAAAUAUUUGUAUGAACAUAACAAGAUUCAACAACUGAGACAUAAACGGAAAAAGUUCCACAGACAUGUGACUAACAGAAAUGGAAUAAUGUGUCCCUGAACAACGGGGGGUCAAAAUCAAAAGUAACAGUCAGUAUCUGGUAAUGCAGUGCAUCUCCUCCUCAUGGACUGCACCAUAUUUGCCAGUUCUUGCUGUGAGAUGUUACCCCACUCUUCCACCAAGGCACCUGCAAGUUCCCAGACAUUUCUGGGAGGAAUGGCCCUAGCCCUCACCCUCCGAUCCAACAGGUCCCAGACGUGCUCAAUGGGAUCGAGAUCCGGGCUCUUCGCUGGCCAUGGCUGAACACUGACAUUCCUGUAUUGCAGGAAAUCAUGCACAGAACGAGCAGUAUGGCAUUGUCAUGCUGGAGGGUCAUGUCAGGAUGAGCCUGCAGGAAGGGUACCACAUGAGGGAGGAGGAUGUCUUCCCUGUAACGCCCAGCAUUGAGAUUACCUGCAAUGACAACAAGCUCAGUCCGAUGAUGCUGUGACACACUGCCCCAGACCAUGACGGACCCUCCACCUCGAUCCCACUCCAGAGUACAAGCCUUGGUGUAACGCUCAUUCCUUCGACGAUAAACGCGAAUCCGACCAUCACCCCUGGUGAGACAAAAUCGCGACUCGUCAGUGAAGAGUACUUUUUGCCAGUCCUGUCUGGUCUAGCGACGGUGGGUUUGUGCCCAUAGGCGACGUUGUUGCCGGUGAUGUCUGGUGAGGACCUGCCUUACAACAGGCCUACAAGCCCUCAGUCCAGCCUCUCAGCCUAUUGCGGACAGUCUGAGCACUGAUGGAGGGAUUGUGUGUUCCUGGUGUAACUCCGGCAGUUGUUGUUGCCAUCCUGUACCUGUCCCGCAGGUGUGAUGUUCGGAUGUACCGAUCCUGUGCAGGUGUUGUUACACGUGAUCUGCCACUGCGAGGACGAUCAGCUGUCCGUCCUGUCUCCCUGUAGCGCUAUCUUAGGCGUUUCACAGGACGGACAUUGCAAUUUAUUGCCCUGGCCACACCUGCAGUCCUCAUGCCUCCUUGCAGCAUGCCUAAGGCACGUUCACGCAGAUGAGCAGGGACCCUGGGCAUCUUUCUUUUUGUGUUUUUCAGAGUCAGUAGAAAGGCCUCUUUAGUGUCCUAAGUUUUCAUAACUGUGACCUUAAUUGCCUACCGUCUGUAAGCUGUUAGUGUCUUAACGACCGUUCCACCGGUGCAUGUUCAUUAAUUGUUUAUGGUUCAUUGAACAAGCAUGGGAAACAGUGUUUAAACCCUUUACAAUGAAGAUCUGUGAAGUUAUUUGGAUUUUCACAAAUUAUCUUUGAAAGACAGGGUCCUGAAAAAGGGAUGUUUCUUUUUUUGCUGAGUUUAUAUGUAUGUGUGUGUGUUACAGACCUUAUCCUAGAGGAGUUGGCUUUCAAGUCAGCUGGUCCAGAGUCGGCUCCUCAGAAGAAAGAAAGUGAUACAGCCAACACACAUGGACAGGUAAUGACAAAAUCCCCUCUGGCAGUUGUUGUUUAAUCUUUUGUCCAAUUACUACAACUGGAUGUAUUUUCUAGCCGGAUGUGUUAAGUGGAAUUUCCUGCAGGUCCCAAAGGUGUGUCCUGUUGGUCUCCCUCCAAGGAAAGGAAAGGAGCCAGAUAGCACCAAUGAUACAGAUAGCACCAAUGUAUACAGGUCAGCAACUGGUAUAGCCCAUAGAUAGCCAAACGUUAUGACCCUGGGUGAGACCAUACAGAUAGAGCUGAGACUCAGAUUCAUCAUCACCACAGAUUUAAGUAACUGUCCAGUGUCCACUGUAUACCAGUGCUCAUCUGUGGUUUGCUCUGUGUGUUUGUCAGUGAGUUACCAGCUCCAGUGGAGGCCAGUCUGCUGAGCCCUCGCUCUGCUUCCAGAGAGCUGGACUCCAUAAUGGAUGAAUUGCUGCUUGACCUGGUGAUGGGGGUGAGGAAACAUCUAUCAGUGAAUAAAUACACUGUUGGUCAGAGCAUGAAAAGAGGACGACUGUGCCUUUUAGUGAAGUUGACUUGAUCUGACAGCAGAGGGCAGUAUAAGCAAGCUAAACAAAUAUUGGAAGCUACUACUAGUGCCACCAACAUUAUUUUUAUGUAUAUGAAUGGAUGCAAGUCUGUUUUGUGGACACAUUGAUUUUUCUCAUCUUUAGCUGCCAGACCCUUCCCCUCCCUCAACCCCACCACCACUUGUCCAGAAGUCAGUCAAAAAGAAACAGGUUGGAGAAAAGAAAGAAAUGGAUGACACACAAGUGAAAGAGGAGAGCACAAACAGCCCAAAGACUUCUGAUCUGGAGCACAAGGUGUCAACACAGAGAAAAACGGACACCAUAGAUUUCCUUCUGGGAGGCCUGAGCUCUGAUAUGGAGAAGAUGGGUGUACGCACCACGGCCAAGGGCCACUGUGCUUCUUGUGGAAAAGUCAUUGUGGGAAAGGUAAACAGUUUGAGCUGACAAAAAACGGACAAAAUCCUGCUUUCAAAAUAGGCUAAGAUGAUCAAUUGCCAGUAUAUAAAACAAGCCACUGGGCACACACUGGUUGAAUCAACGUUGUUUCCUCGCCAUUUCAUUGAAAUUAUGUUGAACCAACGUGGAAUAGAUGUUGAAUUGAUGUCUGUGCCAAGUGGGAAUAUAGUAUCACCUUUUCUUUCUAUCAUUCUGCAGAUGAUCACAGCCCUAGGCCAGGUGUGGCACCCAGAACACUUUGCUUGUGUGGUGUGUCAGGCGGAGCUAGGCACCAGUGGCUUCUUCGAGAGGGAGGGGAAGGCCUACUGUGAGAAAGACUACCAGCAUCUCUUUUCACCCCGCUGUGGUUACUGCAAGGGCCCUAUUCUGCAGGUACAACACCUUCUCUUUGGAUUGGACUGUAUCACCAUUAUCUAACGCUGCAUCUGUUAAGCUGUUGUUGGGUUUACCUCACCGCAUGCUGGGCUCUUUGACCUCUCUCUCAGAACAUCCUGACAGCGAUGGACUGCACCUGGCACCCUGAGCACUUCUUCUGUUCCCACUGUGGGGAGCUCUUUGGGCCUGAGGGUGAGAGAGCACACAUCUAUCUACCUGACAUAUAGCACCACAACCACUACUGUUCCCUACAGAGUAACAUAAGUUAUAGACCACAGUGUGACUGAGAACACUCUCCUCUCUUUGUGUGUGUGUCCUUUGCUGUGCCAUAGGUUUUCUGGAGAAGGACGGGAAGCCGUACUGCCACAGAGACUUUUACCAUCUCUUUGCUCCAAAGUGCUCUGGCUGCGGAGAGCCUGUGAGAGAGAACUACCUGACUGCAGCCAACGGCACCUGGCAUCCCAACUGCUUUGUCUGCUCAGUGAGUCUCUCACCACAGAUCACACACAUGGCUUCGGCUUAGAAACUUCUACCAUUACUCAAACAAUACGCUUUGAACAGCCAACAGUCACAAUACGUCAUUGUCCUGACAUUACCCAUUUACCAUAAUCCUCCUCAAUCUCCAAAAAAAGAGUAGGCCUACUAUAUCAACUAGAUAGAAUAAGUGUUCUCUCUCUCUUUCUCCUUCUCUCUAUCGCUCUCUAACCAGGACUGUCUGAAGCCCUUCACCGAUGGUUGUUUCCUGGAGCUGGAUGGUCGUCCCCUGUGCUCUCUACACUUCCACUCCCGCCAGGGUACACUGUGUGGGGGCUGUAGAGAGCCCAUCUCUGGGCGCUGCAUCUCGGCUAUGGAGCGCAAGUUCCACCCUGAGCACUUUGUGUGUGCUUUCUGUCUGAGGAAACUCAGUCAGGGAGUGUUCAAGGAGCAGGCAGGGAAACCCUACUGCUCAGCCUGCCACACCAAACUGUUUGUGUGAGACUUAUACUGUAAUAAUAAUACGCGGUUAAUACAUAAGGUAAUCAAUUAACCUGAAUUAAAGUCCUACUUACAAAGUAUGUGGAAAAUCCCACACAAAUCAUCAAGGCAAUAUCUGCAUAGGAAUCUAAAAAUAAACUAUUAAUUUAAUCAGUUGGUAGAGCAUGGCGUUUG
Messenger RNA from Coregonus sp. 'balchen', 4914 nucleotides. The record is from the annotation of a GenBank genome assembly. Lineage: Eukaryota; Metazoa; Chordata; Actinopteri; Salmoniformes; Salmonidae.